Molecule: messenger RNA, 4797 nt
Organism: Alosa alosa (allis shad)
Lineage: Eukaryota; Metazoa; Chordata; Actinopteri; Clupeiformes; Clupeidae
Product: ras association domain-containing protein 8-like
Exons: 6
Coding region: 424-1131 (235 amino acids)
Biological process (GO): signal transduction
Source: RefSeq, a predicted model, not a curated record
AAACCGGUCCAUAAUGCCUUGCGGUGUCCCAGUUCCGUUAGAAUGUAUGUACCAGGCUGAGCAUUAACAGAGCUGGAGGUCUCAGUGACCAGUGUAACUACCCUCUACCUGAAUCGGAAUCCAAGACUAUUAACUUUAUAGCGGCUGCUUUUAAAUAACGUCGCGGACAGACCGGACGACUGGAACUCUGGAACUAUUACAGUGCAGAUUUUAGGCUGCUGUAGUCGAGACGGUGAGAAGAAAUAUGUAGUCUUGCUGCUGCUUUCAUGCUCAAGAAGACCUUGGACACAAGCGAAGUGUAGUGGAACACUGUAGCGGGCUGACGGAAGUGUAUGGUGCACCUCGACACUGCAUCUGGAAGCAGAAUGCGCAAGAGAGCCCAGUCCGAAGCCCUGACCAUCACAGAGGUAUGACCUCACCCAGAUGAGAGCCAUGGAGCUGAAAGUGUGGGUGGACGGAGUCCAGCGGAUUGUCUGCGGGGUCACGGAAGUCACCACGUGUCAGGAGGUGGUGAUCGCACUGGCCCAGGCCAUAGGACGCACGGGGAGGUACACACUGAUCGAGAAAUGGCGGGAGACCGAGCGCCACCUGGCCCCGCACGAGAACCCGGUGGUGUCGCUCAACAAGUGGGGCCAGUACGCCAGCGAUGUCCAGCUGGUGCUUCAGCGCACAGGCCCGUCGCUGAGCGAGCGGCCCACCUCGGACGGCAUGGCGGGCCGCGUGCCCGAGCGCGGCCUCUAUCGCCAGAGCCUGCCGCCGCUGGCUGCUGCGGGCCGCCGGACACACACACACAUAGAAAGACUGACAUGUACAGACACAGACACACUGUCUUUCAUCAGGAAACUUGACUACUGGCUCGAACAGUCCAGCAAGAGGCUGCAGGAGAAGGAGCAGGAGCUGGAGCAGUUGACCAAGGAGCUGCGGCAGGUCAACCUCCAGCAGUUCAUCCAGCAGACGGGCACCAAAGUCACGGUGCUGCCGGCCGAGCCCACCGAAGAGGAGCCUGGCACAGACGGCGCUGACCCAGGCACUCUGAAGCGCCUGGGCUCCGGACGCCAGCUCCCCAACGACCUCCGCGCCCUGCAGAGCCCGCAUUCCUCCAGCUUCAACCCCGAGGGGAUCUACGUCUGACCCCUCCUCCGCCCCCCCCCCCUCCCAACCUCGCAAGGCCAAGAGACUCUGAAUGGGGGACAUUACAUGAGGGGAUCAACAAGAGUGUGUGUGUGUGUGUGUUUGGGUGGGUGUGGGGGGGUGUUGGGGUGAGGAAGGGAUGACUAGGGGAAAGUCAUGUGGGAUCCCUCUUUGAUGCGAUGGGGCCUCAUUUGAACAUGCUGAAUUUUAGGAAUGCGUACGUGUGUGUGUGUGUGCGUGUGUGCGUGUGUGUGUGUGUGUGUGAUCUGUGCCGUGGAGCCCACCAGUGAACCAGCCUUGAGCAGAGACUACCUAUCUUAUCCGGGCGAGAUUCAGCAUGAUCCAGCCUUUGGUUGUCCAGUUUUCAUCAGACCCAUCUCUGGAUUAGCCUCCGUAGCAUUGCUGGCCCGCGGAUGGCCGUCGUUGGAUCGGUGGCCAGGGGAGAGCCUCCCAACCUCCUGCUGGACCCUGGCUCAACAGCAUGUGAUCCACCACAAAAAAAGACUUCAGUACUCAUCAUGGUGACUAUUUGACGAUCCAAUGAAUGCUCUUGGAGUCAGACCAACCACAUUUGCUGAUCCUGGAUCAGAUUAAUCUUCAAGCAGUGUUGGGGUUAGCAAACCCCAAUCUUGUAUAAGCACUCCUGACACACAACAUACACUAUUAAAAAAACAUAUUAACAGGCUUCUGUCGCACAUUACGGUUGAUCUGAUGAAACCUUUAAGCAUAUCUUGUUUUUACACUAAGUAGUCAUUAUUCUACACCAUAAUAAUCAUUAUAAUCUGUGCAUGUAGAGUAUACAUGUCGCCUUAUAUUUUUCUGAGAUCAUGACUUUGCUGGGCGGUGUGGAGUGGUGAGAGGUGUCCUCAGACAUUGAAGGAGACCAGGACAGUAUUUCAUUUUUUUUUUUCUUUAUCAUGUUGAACUCGUGGCAGCUAAGUCCCCAAAGACCUCCGAUAAAGAUGUCAUUCUCACUAAAAUGGCUUAACCUCUCUCCUCUUUUGUUUUCGUUUUCUGUCUCUCUCUCUCUCUGUACACACACACACACACACACACACACACACACACACACACACACACACACCCACACGUACACUUCCAGGUCUUAGCAGCACAGACCACUCUUUGCGGAACACAUCAUCUUCAUACAUUUCUGCGGUUCUGCAUGAACAGAAGUGAAUACACAUUUAAUAUGUAUGCUCAGUAUUAUUGCUGUUUAAUCCUUUUUUUAGUAUGUUUAAUGUGUGUUGAGGUAACCACCCAAGCAUUUAGAAACUUCUCUUUGAUGGGUCGCAUUAUACUCUUAAAGGUUGCUUUUGUUCACAGUAUCAUUGAGACAUUCACCUUCAGAAUCUGUGGAUUCUGAGCUCAUAAAUGACAUAUACCAAAGCCAAUGAGUCAGACUGGGUAUUGUGCAGUACUAGACUGAAUGUAGCAGAGCUGAGGUUGUACAGUAGGUGGAAGUCAGCAACCACACAAGGUCCAUUAUUAUUGAAACUGCAUUUAAGUGUUGCUAAUAACUGGAUGGGAAAAUCCUUGUGGUGUUGUAGAGGGAUUUGAUUGAAUUUUACACGCACUCAUAUACGUACACACACGUUUACAAUUUAGCUCCUAAUGUUGGAUGACUGGAAAUGCCGACUAAUUUAGUUGCAGUGGAGCUACAUUUUUUAUUGCCAUGUUGUCCUCGGAACGAAAGAGACAGAGACAGUCUCAACUUUAGAGACCUCAUUUAACCUGAGUGGUGGGGAGUUUUUUGUUCAUUCUCAAACGGCUAGCCAGGCCAGCUCACCUACACUAACCAGUGGUCCUUAGUGUACUUGUGUCACCUGGUUGAUCUCCACAGAGGUGACGUGUGUUGUAGUGCCUCAUUAGUGCAGAGCUCAGCAGGCCAUAGAUGUGAGGCAGUGGAAAUCUUGUCCUUCUCUCCCCAUCCCUUGCACGAACAACUAUCUCUCACUUGAUGCAACAGGAGACUGACAGCAUGCCUUACUGAAAAAUAAUAUGUAAAUAACCAAUACAUAUCACUACUUAGUAAAGAAAAAUACAUAUUUUUAAUGUUAAAUAAUGCACAAUGCUUUUGUUGUAAAAUAUGUUAAUGAAUAGCUGAUAUGAACUAACUUUUUUAUUUUGUUUUGUUUUCAGAAGCUCUCUUGGGCAGUUAGCUCUGCAUGCACUGAUGGUUUUGAUUGAAGUCUUGAGUUGGAAGAGAUUGCUAAACAGUGUGUGUGUCUCUCUCUCUUUCUCUCUCUCUCUUUCUCUCUCUGUAUGUGUGCGUGUGUAUGUGUGUGUGUGUGCUCAAGUGUUUCUUUCUAGCCCUGUUAACGUGUAGUAUUCAGACUAUGCAGUGACAACACAGCAAGCUCUUUCUCAAUGCAGACAAAUCAUAGCCAAAAUUCUAUUGAAACCCACCUCCAGAGCAAACCAAACCCAAAUCCCAGAGCCGAGGCUAAUCUUCCUGCUGUCACGUGAAGUUGUGAAGUCCAAAAGAUACUAGAUACUAGUUGAAGGACAUGGCGGAUGGCUAUAUUAAUUCUGCCUCUUCUCAGAUGUACUGUAGAGUAGAUUCAAAUCAAAACCUUUGAAAUAACCUGAGUAGAAUCUACAGUAUAUAUUUUUAUAAAGUUAAACAUGUUUGACUUUGUCAAAAAUGUUCCAGUUAAAGAUCUUGCUUGUUCUGAAGCUAUAACUGAAAUGACAAGAGUCUUGUGCCUUUAAAAUGUGCUGGUGGUGACAGCAGAACCUCUUCCUUUGCCAUGUGUAAUUUCAAUGUAAAGGCAGUUAGCCCAUGCAGAGUAGUGUUUUGAUAUACUGAAGGUAAAAUGGGCAUUUGUUGAUUACCCUGAAUAGACACAGGGAAACAUUUCGAGAAACUUUCCCCCAAAAUCUGUUUCAAAGAAUAUGCACUGAUUUGUCAACAUCGAUUUUGAAGGAGUUUCUGUGUCCAUCUGGUUUUGAUGACGUGUGCUGUUGUAUUCUAGUCCCAAAGUGAUGACUUUCAAACAUCGCAAUAUUUUUGUGUUAGAUGUAGCAGUUCAAAUGAAAGAUGGGGAUUGGCACAACUUCCUAGAUAUGAAUUGCUUUAUGGAGCUAGCUAUGUUGUGCUUACUCUUGUCUGGGAGGGGAGGGGGGGAGCAUGUAUAGUGACUGAUCUAAUCAUCUGUCUUUAACUAAGUAUAUUAUAAAUCUGGUUACUUUGUGUGGUAAGAGUAAGCAAUAAGUUGCAUAUUGACUGAGAUGGAACCAACAUGAAGUGCCAAAUCAAUGCGCAAAACCUAAUUCUGUUCUCUUCACAAAUACUCCUGUUCACACAUAAAAGGAUUUUUAUCCAACUGCCAAACCCUUCUAGGUGGGUUUUGAAAUAUGAAAAAUGUCUGGCAAUUUUCUCAACCUGUGACAGAAUUUGAUGUACUGAGAUGUGUUCACACGCAGUGACAGUCAGGUCUCAAACAAUCUCUACCCUCGGUUUGUUUUUUAUUAUUUUGAUUUUUUUUAAUUGAUGUCAAAGCUUUGGUACAACACCAAACUCGUGUCUGUAAAUGCCUGGAAAAGUUAAGAUGUGGUGGUCCCACAUUGGUAGAACAGUAUAGCAAAUAUUUAUGGCAACGUUGUUAAAAGCUGCUGUAAUACUGUACAAUACAUAAUAAAUUUAGAACAGUGCUCAAUGUA